Molecule: messenger RNA, 2210 nt
Organism: Pogona vitticeps (central bearded dragon)
Lineage: Eukaryota; Metazoa; Chordata; Lepidosauria; Squamata; Agamidae
Source: RefSeq, a predicted model, not a curated record
GAAACAGUUCAAGAGAAGAAAGUGGUGAACAUCACAGCUACUUUGGAGUCAUGAACACUGACACUACAGCUCAGAACUCUGAGCACAGCAGUAACACAUUGAGCUCCGCUUCACCACCUUCAUCUUACUAUGUACCCCUCAAAUUAGAUGAGUAUGAAACAUCAGGCUUCAGCAUCAAGAAGUUCCUCAAGAAAGCCAAAGAGAGUUGCAAAUGUGACCGCCAAAGUAUUAUUCACUUCUUCAUCAAGCUGUUCCCUGUAUUGGAGUGGCUUCCUCGUUACAGUAUCAAAGACAAACUGCUUGGAGACGUCAUCUCAGGCAUACUGGUUGGAAUAGUUGCCAUCCCACAGUCGAUCUCUUAUGCCCUCCUAGCCAGCCAGGAUCCUAUCUAUGGGCUCUACACCAACUUCUUCUGUCCUAUUAUCUACUUUGCCAUGGCCACCUCACACCAUAAUUGUGUGGGGUCUUUUGGUGUCCUUUGCCUGAUGAUCGGGGAAUCGGUAAACCGGCAACUGAGGUUAGCGGGAUAUGAGUCAGACACUGGUGCUGACUUAGCUUUGAAUGUCACAUUAAAUGGGACACUGGCCUGUGACAAAAGUUGCUAUGCAAUCACAGUGGCAACUACUUUGACAUUUUUGGUUGGGCUUUACCAGAUACUUCUGGCAGUCCUGCAGCUAGGCUUCAUUUCUGUUUAUCUCUCUGAACCCCUCUUGAGUGGCUUUGUGACUGGUUCCUCUCUUACCAUCAUCACUUCCCAAAUGAAUCUCCUAUUGGGGGUUAAAAUACCACGUCACGACGGAAUAGGCUCUCUUGUCUUAACAUGGGUUGACAUCUUCAGAUACAUUGGCAAGACCAACAUCUGUGACCUAGUCACCAGUUUGGUUGCUUUGGCCGUCAUUGUGCCAGUCAAAGAGAUCAACAACUACUUCAAGGACAAAAUGAAGGCCCCUUUUCCUAUAGAGCUCCUGGUGGUCAUUGCUGCUACUCUGCUAUCCCAUUUCUUAAACUUCAAUAGCAGAUACAACUCCAAAAUCUGUGGCAGCAUUCCCACUGGUUUCAAACAGCCUGCUGUUCCAGAUCUGACCCUUGUGUCGAAUUUGGCCCUGGAUGCCAUCCCUAUUGCCAUCAUAGGUUUUGCAAUGACUGUCUCCCUGGCAGAAAUAUUUGGCAAGAAGCACGGCUACCCCGUCCGGGCAAACCAAGAGAUGAUCGCCAUUGGCAUGGGCAAUCUGAUUCCAUCUUUCUUUUACUGCUUUACUACUUCUGCGGCUUUGACCAAGACCUUGCUGAAGGAAUCCACAGGAUGUUUUACCCAGCUAUCAGGCUUGAUCUCUUCAGUGGUUUUACUCCUGGUGUUGCUGUGGAUUGCUCCUCUCUUCUAUUCUUUGCAAACUUCCAUCUUGGGGGUGGUUACUGUUGUGAAUCUGAGGGGAGGCUUGCGUAAAUUCGCUGACAUUCCCAAGAUGUGGCGGAUCAGCAAGAUAGACACGGUGAUUUGGUGGGUCACCAUGUUGUCAUCCUCACUGAUCUCUACAGAGCUGGGGCUGCUGAUAGGGGUCUGCUUUUCCCUUCUCUGCAUCAUCUUCCGUACCCAGAGACCCCGAGCUACCCUUUUAGGUAAAGUGAACGACUGUGAAAUCUAUGAGGACCAGUUCACUUACAAAAGAAUCAACUGUGUUGCGAACAUCAAGAUCUUCCGCUUUGAUACCUCCCUUUACUACGCAAACAAGGACUACUUCAAAAGUUCACUUUUCCAGAAAACAGGAGUCAAUCCUUCUCUGGUGGCUGCUUUGCAACAAAAAGCCGAAGCAAAUAUCACCAAGAGAGGAGCCAUAAAGCCUUCAACAGAUAUACCUGCACCAGCCAUAGACAUGCAUACCUUAAUAAUUGACUGUGGUGCCAUGCAGUUUAUAGACAGUGUGGGCCUUAGUGUCCUGAAGGAAAUGCGUCAGGAUUAUAAGAAGAUUGGUGUCCAGGUCUUGCUGGCUAAUUGUAACCCAUCCAUCCGGCAUCUACUCCAGGCAGGUGGUUGGUUGACUGGAAUGGAAGAUACAGAAUUGCUCUCCUUCCACAGUAUACACACUGCAGUGCAAUUUGCAGAGAAACAGGAUCAAUGCCAACAGCUACUCCAAAAAGUAACAGAUGAUAAUUCCCUAAGCCCAGAACCCCAGGACGCCUUAGUAGAUUCAAGUCUGGAGGGACCACUGUAG